UUUUUUCAUUCGAAACAAUAUGAAAAGGAAAAAAAACUAGUACUUGCUUCGACCGACGACGAGGCUAUAUUCCGCGUUCUCUGUAGCUAAAAAACUCCUUACGCUCGAUUCGGAUCUCUCUCUAUCUAUAUAUAUACACACAAACUCACAGAUACACAAAUAUGUAUGAAUAAGGAUAUGAACUGAAGAGGUCUUCAGAUUUCGAAGUUUCAAGUAAGCAUUCUCAAUUGGAACACACUAUACAUACACACGAGGAGUGAUCUACGUCUCCAAUGGCGCGUCCUUUUCCAUCUUCUGCGUUUCCUCUGAUCCUCUUGUUCCCCUUGCUUCUCAACGUCGCUGUUCACUGCAAAACCCUCAAAAGAGACGUGAAAGCUUUGAAUGAAAUUAAGGCCUCUUUGGGAUGGAGGGUGGUUUAUGCAUGGGUAGGAGAUGAUCCUUGUGGAGAUGGUGAUUUACCACCGUGGUCUGGAGUCACGUGCUCGACUCAGGGUGAUUAUAGAGUGGUUACGGAACUGGAAGUUUAUGCAGUGUCAAUAGUUGGACCUUUUCCUACUGCUGUAACCAAUUUGUUGGAUCUAAGUAGGCUGGAUCUCCACAACAACAAGUUAACCGGGCCAAUUCCACCUCAAAUUGGUCGUUUGAAGCGUCUUAAAGUACUUAAUUUGAGAUGGAAUAAGCUGCAAGAUGUCAUUCCUCCUGAAAUAGGAGAACUAAAAGGACUAACACAUCUAUACCUGAGUUUCAAUAAUUUCAAAGGAGAAAUUCCCAAGGAGCUUGCGAGUCUUCCCGAGCUACGCUAUCUCUAUCUACAUGAAAAUCGUUUUAUUGGGCGAGUUCCACCAGAAUUGGGAACCCUGCAAAACCUUCGGCACUUGGAUGUUGGAAACAAUCAUUUGGUGGGAACCAUAAGGGAACUAAUACGUAUUGAGGGAUGUUUUCCAGCUCUUCGCAACCUUUAUCUGAACAAUAAUUAUCUUACCGGAGGCAUCCCAUCGCAGCUUGCGAACUUGACGAAUUUGGAAAUCUUGCAUCUAUCAUACAACAAAAUGACUGGAAUAAUACCAUCUGGAGUAGCCCAUAUUCCCAAGUUGACUUACUUGUAUCUGGAUCACAACCAAUUUACUGGGAGAAUUCCCGACGCUUUCUAUAAGCACCCCAACUUGAAAGAAAUGUACAUUGAUGGAAAUGCAUUCCGGCAAGGCGUGAUCCCAAUUGGUGUCCACAAAGUCCUUGAAGUUUCUGAUACGGACUUCUUGUUUUAGUCAAAAUAUCAACCCAUUCUUCAUUUGUAGAAGUUUACAAUUUUUUGGAAAAAUGAGGGUUCAAUGGAUGAUGUUCUGAAUGGAAAUAAGAAUUCAAUUGAUGUUCCAAAUGAAGUUGUGUUGGUAGUUUUCUAUGAUUCUAUCACCUCUCGCCUGUAAGGUGUUGCUUUACUGUAAAUAGUUUCAUAUUGCAAGACAUCGGGUUAGUCAAAGACAUCAACCCAUUCUUAAUGAAGACAACCUCCAUAAUCAGUUUGUACUGUAUCUGGUUUCAUAAUGCAAUCAAAUAUAUAUAUAUUUUUUACUGCA
This is a messenger RNA of Cornus florida, 1574 nucleotides long. RefSeq names its product probable leucine-rich repeat receptor-like protein kinase At1g35710. The record is from RefSeq and is a predicted model, not a curated record. The transcript has 11 exons. The coding region runs from base 273 to 1265 and encodes 330 amino acids. Gene Ontology annotation, molecular function: protein binding. Lineage: Eukaryota; Viridiplantae; Streptophyta; Magnoliopsida; Cornales; Cornaceae.